Syngnathoides biaculeatus (alligator pipefish) is the source of this 890-nucleotide messenger RNA. RefSeq names its product glucagon-1-like. Bases 151 to 657 code for a protein of 168 amino acids. Gene Ontology annotation, molecular function: glucagon receptor binding; hormone activity. Lineage: Eukaryota; Metazoa; Chordata; Actinopteri; Syngnathiformes; Syngnathidae. Gene Ontology annotation, cellular component: extracellular region. The transcript is spliced from 6 exons. Gene Ontology annotation, biological process: response to starvation. The record is from RefSeq and is a predicted model, not a curated record.
UGGGACGAGAGUAAUUUGUGGGCUGUAAAUAGGGGUGAAACCAUCACAACUGAGCAGAUCCACCUUCAGGUAUUCAAGAGCUACAAGCAAAGACGAGAAGUCAUCCAGGAACUAUCAUCCUUUUUCAGAAAGAGGAAAACGGUCGUAGCAAUGACAAGCAUUCGCUCCCUGGCUGGCCUCGUUGUCAUUCUUAGCUUUGUCAAGAUUAGCUGGCAGGUUCCUCUUCAAGACAUCUCAAGCUUGGAGGCAGAUGAUGAUUUAGUAAGGAGACACUUGGAGCGAAUGUUCGCAAACAACUAUAGUAAAUAUCUUGAAGACCAGAAAGCUCAGGAAUUUGCUCCCCAUCUAAUGAACAACAAGCGGAGAAGCGCCGUGGAGAAGCGCCACUCCGAGGGGACGUACACCAGCGACGUCAGCUCGUACCUCCAGGACCAGGUCGUCAAAGACUUUGUCACCAGGCUCAUGUUGGGACAGAUCCGAAGAGAAUGGGACGCCAAGAUGCAUGAUCAGACGUCCAACCGCAGACGGCACGUGGACGGAAGCUUCACCAGCGACGUCAACAAGGUCCUGGACUCCAUGGCAGCCAAGGAGUUUUUACUUUGGGUCAUGACCUCCAAGUCUUCGGGGGAGAGUCAGAGAAGACAAGCUGAGCACUGAGGACGAGCGCUCUGUGAGGACGACGCAAGAAUAACAAAAUUGAGGAACGGGAAGCCAUACCAAAAAAAAAAAAAAAUGUAGAUUCUUCCAUUGUUUUGAAAGCACCUCCAGAAUUAUUUUUUUUCUACACAUUUAAAUUAUUUUCUAUUUAUAUAACAUACUGAAAAGUACAUCAGAUGUAAAGCUCAGGUAUAAACAAUUCUGCUCUGCAAAAUAAAUAUUUUUUUCAUUGA